AGCCUAUUACCAAACACACCGCUGUGCUUCCUGUUUACCCUCAGACACAACCAAACCAACACAAGCUACGUCCUCUCUGCGGUGUUUGUGAAUGUAGCCGUAGCGUUUAGUACUCAAAAUGAUUCCUUACACCGUCAACAUCAAACUCGCGGCUCGGACUUUGACUGGCACGCUAAACCUGCAGAACAAACCGGCUGUGGACUGGGGCUGGCAGGGGUUGAUAGCUCAAGGAUGUCACUCCAGUAUCCUCAUCAUCGAUCCCAAAACCACGCAGACCAUCCAGGUCCUGGAGAGGCACAAGGCCACCGUGGUGAAGGUGAAAUGGUCCCGGGAGAACUACCACCACAGCCUGAGCUCGCCCUACUCCCUCCGGCUGGCCUCGGGAGACGCCUCGGGGAAAAUCAUCGUCUGGGACGUGGUCAGUGGCACGGCCCACUGUGAGAUCCAGGAGCACUCAAAACCCAUCCAAGACCUGGAGUGGCUGUGGAACCAGGACGCGUCCCGUGACCUCCUGCUGGCCGUUCAUCCCCCAAAUUACAUUGUUCUGUGGAACGGAGACACGGGCACCAAGCUGUGGAAGAAGAGCUACGCCGAGAACAUCCUGUCCUUCUCAUUCGACCCCUUCGACCCCUCCAACAUGGCCCUCUUGACCAGCGAGGGGAUCGUGUUCAUCAACGACUUCACGCCCGCCAAGCCUCCAGGAAGUACCGGCAAGAAGGUGUACAUCGCCAGCCCCCACGCCAGCCCCGCCCACAACAAGCCCGCCCCCGCCCCGACGGCGCCCGCCCCCACCGGAGCCAAGAAGGCGCUCAACAAGGUCAAGGUCCUCAUCACCAACGAGAAGCCCACAGCCGAGGCGGUGACGCUCAACGACUGCCUCCAGCUGUCCUACCUGCCCUCCAAGAGGAACCACAUGCUGCUGCUGUACCCCCGCGAGAUCCUCAUCCUGGACCUGGAGCUCAGCCAGACGGUUGGCGUGGUCGCCAUCGAGCGCUCCGGCGUGCCCUUCACCCAGGUGAUCCCCUGCGCCCAGAGGGAUGCCCUCUACUGUCUCCACGAGAACGGCUGCAUCACCCUCCGUGUCUGUCGUUCGACCACCGCUCCUGAUGAGGCAGCGGACCCGGAGCAGAGCAGCCAGGAGCUGGUGUACGACCUGCGCUCCCAGUGCGACGCCAUCCGCGUCACCAAGACGGUGCGGCCGUACCGCAUGGUCAUCUGCCCGGUGAGCGAGAACAGCGCCGGGCUGACGGUGAGCGACGGCCGCGUCAUGCUGUGGGAGCUGAAGGCCCACACCGGGCGGCUCCCCACCAACCCAGGGUCCAGCCUGUCCCCCCUCUACUCCCCGGUGUCGUUCUGUGGGGCUCCGCUGGCCAACAACCAGAAGAGGAUCCAGGAACUCUCCCUCAACACCAUGAUCAGUCAAACGCUGAUAGCAGGAGAGGCUCCGCCCCCGUCAUCCAGCCAGCAGGAGGUGCAGCUGAAGUUCCUGCUUACAGGCCUGCUCUCCGGGCUGCCACUGCCCCCCUUCGCCAUCCGCAUGUGCCCCCCGCUGACUACCAAGAACAUCAACCACUACCAGCCCCUGCUGGCUGUAGGGACCAGUAAUGGCUCCGUGCUGGUGUACAAUUUGACCAGUGGGCUCCUGCACAAGGAGCUGAGCGUCCACUCCUGUGAAGUCAGGGGGAUAGAGUGGGUCAGUCUCACCAGCUUCCUGUCCUUCGCCACCUCCACCCCCAACAACAUGGGCAUGGUGCGCAAUGAGCUCCAACACGUAGACCUCCCCACUGGCAGGUGCUUUGCAUUCCGAGGUGAGCGAGGAACAGAUGAGCCAGCCAUUGAGAUGAUUAAAGUGUCUCAUCUCAAGCAGUACCUGGUGGUGGUUUUCAGGGAUAAGCCCCUGGAGCUGUGGGACAUCAGAACAGGGACUCUACUCCGAGAGAUGGCCAAGAACUUCCCGACUGUCACCGCACUGGAGUGGUCUCCCUCCCACAACCUGAAGAGUCUGAAGAAGAAGCAGAUGGCGGCCCGGGAGGCCAUGGCCCGGCAGACGGUGUCGGACGCGGAGCCGAGCACCGUGGAGUCCUCGGUCAUUAGCAUGAUGCAGGACGCCGAGAGCAAGUCCGAGACCAGCCAGGCCAUCUCGGCCAGGGAGCACUUUGUGUUCACGGACACCGACGGCCAGGUGUACCACAUCACCGUGGAGGGCAACGCGGUCAAGGACGGCGCGCGCAUCCCCCCCGACGGCAGCAUGGGGAGCAUCGCCUGCAUCGCCUGGAAGGGGGACACCCUGGUGCUGGGGGACGUGGACGGCAACCUCAACUUCUGGGACCUCAAGGCCCGGCUGUCACGGGGGAUCCCCACGCACCGCGGCUGGGUCAAGAAGAUCCGCUUCGCCCCCGGGAAGGGGAACCAGAAGCUGCUGGUCAUGUACACCGACGGGGUGGAGGUCUGGGACACCAAGGAGGUCCAGAUGGUGAGCAGCAUGCGCAUCGGACGCAACGUCAACUACCGCGUGCUGGACAUCGACUGGUGCACCUCGGACAAGGUGGUGCUGGCCUCCGACGACGGCUGCAUCCGCGUGCUGGAGAUGGCCAUGAAGUCGGCCAGCUACCGCAUGGACGAGCAGGACCUCACCGACCCUGUGUGGUGCCCCUACCUGCUGCUUCCCCGGGCCUCCUUCACCCUCAAGGCCUUCCUGCUGCUCCAGCCCUGGUCUGGGACCUUCACCAUGGACAUCAGCCAGGUGGACUACAAUGAGAAGGACGAGAUCAAAGGGCUGAUCCAGGAGCAGCUCAACUCCCUGUCUAACGACAUGAAGAGCGUUCUGCAGGACCCUGAGCUCAGCCUGCUGCAGCGCUGCCUGCUGGUGUCCAGGCUCUUCGGGGACGAGUCGGACCUCCAGUUCUGGAGCGUGGCGUCCCACUACCUGCAGUCGUUCGCCCAGGCCCGCCUGCUGAGCGUGCCCACGGCCGAGGCUCUGCAGCAUGACGUGGGCCAGCCGGGCUGCCACGGCUACCUGGACAUCUGCCACGACACCCUGUGUGAGAGCGGCUACUUCCAGAAAUUCCAGUUGGACCGCGUCCAUCUGCAGGAGGUGAAGCGCUCCAGCUACGAGCACACCAAGAAGUGUGCGGACCAGCUCCUCCUGCUGGGCCAGACUGACCGGGCGGUACAGUUGCUGCUGGAGACGAGUGCAGACAACUCCAGCUACUACUGUGAUUCGCUGAAGGCCUGCCUGGUCACCACCAUCACCUCCUCGGGCCCCUCCCAGUCCACCAUCAAGCUGGUGGCCACCAACAUGAUAGCCAAUGGCAAGCUGGCAGAGGGCGUCCAGCUGCUGUGUUUGAUUGACAAGGCGGCGGACGCCUGUCGCUACCUGCAGACCUACGGAGAAUGGAACCGCGCCGCCUGGCUCGCCAAGGUGCGGCUGAACCCAGCAGAGAGCUCCGACGUGCUGAAGCGCUGGGCGGAGCACCUGUGCUCCCCGCAGGUCAACCAGAAGUCCAAGGCCAUGCUGGUGCUGCUCUCCCUGGGCUGCUUCCACAAAGUGGGGGAGAUGCUGCACAGCAUGCGAUACUUCGACCGCGCUGCGCUCUUCAUCGAGGCCUGCCUCAAGUGUGGCGUGAUGGAGGCCAACGACUCCACCAAUAAGCUGAUCGGGGCGGCGUUCGUGGACUACGCCCGCCUGCUGCGCUCCCUGGGCCUGCGGGAGGGCGCCGCGCUGUGGGCCUCGCGGGCCGGCGGCCCCGGGGAGCAGCUGAUGGAGGAGCUGUUCCAGGGCGAGGGGGGCACACCGGAGGGGCUGACCCCCGCCAACCAGGAGACCGGGCCGGGGGUCUCGGGGGAGGAGGGAGACGAGGACCGCAAGUUCGCGAUCGUGGAGGAAUGAGCAGGAAGACUCCUCGUGGGAAGAGGAGGAGGAGCGGGAGAGGAGGAGGAGCCACGUUUCUCCUCGGUCUAUCACUGGAAAAAAAAACCUGCGUCUUGUGUACAAAGUGACCGCCACAUGUAUGGGUGUUUGUGUGUGUGUGUGUGUGUGUAUGUCUGUGUGUGUUUGUCUGUCAGUAUGUGUGGCGGCCGUGCAUGUUUGUGGGCGUCCACCUCAGUCUGGUAUACUGAGGCCUGAUAGCUUCCCCAUGCCCCUCUCUAAGUAAGGAGUGUUGUGUACGAUAAGAUUGGGUGGUUGUGCUUCGAUAUGACGGUGGUGACUCCACCACGUGUCUCUCUCGCGGGGAACAUUGUUGUUUUCGUGCACGCUUUUAUUACGGAAAGAUUAUGUACCAAAAAACGAUGCCCCAUAGAUCUAUAUCGUCGUCAUUCCCCCCUUUGGUCACGGUGAAUCCCCUGUACAUAGGAGAACCUUUAUUUUGAAAAUAAAAUUCACUCCUUUGAAGUAGAGAUAGAGUCGUGACAUUGAAGCCUGAAAACAAAGUGAGUGUUUGUGCACUUUUUAAAUUAUCCAAAUGUAUAUUUUACGUGGUUGUGCUUGAGUGGUAUUGUAACUUCGACUCACCCCGUAGCCAGGCCUGGGCUGUCCGGGUCUGUGUGCUUACAGCAGACAGACAGACAGUCCUGGUGCCCUGGCCUAUAGCCUCCUGUGCUCUAACUGUCAGGAGGAACUGACAUCAUCCUGGCGCAGGCAGGCCGGCAAGUGCUGCGCUACGACCAUAAGUACAUAUUCCUCUCUCUCUCUUUGGCAUGCCGUGUUUCUCUCUCUCUUUCUCUCCCUCUCUCCCUCUGAAUCUCUCUCGCUCUCUCUCUGAAUCCCUCUCUCGCUCUUUCUCUGUCUCUUUGAAUCGCUCUUUCCCUCUAUAAAAAGAGGACCCACAGCUUCAGUUUAUAUAUUUUGUUUAAAAAAAUCUCUAUAUAUAUUGACAUGUAAUAUGUUGCACAUUGUAUCGUGUUCUGGGCACAGAGUAAUCUAAUGUGUGUUAUGGAGGCUAGAGAAAAGUAGUUUUGUCGACCAGGAAACCCGAAUCCAAAGUGUUGACUGCAUUGAUUUUUUUUUAAAUAAUUGACAGAGGAGAAAAUCCAGUAUGGACCAAUCAACUUUUUAUGUUCUUCUUGUGCAAUUGUGUGCGAUUGUGUUGAAAUUGCCUCGUAAGAUGUUGUUUUUACGUGUUUCUUUGCUCUCUGGCCAAACACUGACCCGUACCAAGCGUCUCUACGGCAACCCUGAAGGCACUUGGGUCUACAAGAUGCUCGAAAAUAAGUUGUAGCCUACUGUAGACCCGUUUCGUUCGGCACAUAGGGCCUACUCAUUGUAGUUAUGGCGGUGGCAUCUAGAAACCGUUAUGUUGGAACCUCAACCUGUUAAGCCGGCGACCACACAAAGCCGACCUGCACAUCCUGCUCCGUUGAUGAUGUGCACUAUCGUACGAGAAGUAUGCAUUGUAGUCCGACAUCUGCAGUUUUGCUUUGUAGGCACGCUAAGCUCACUACAGAGAUUAAACAUUCCCUUGAUGCAACCGUUUGUGUGGGAAAAAAAAAGGCAGGUGGACGUUGGAGUAUUAUAAAAAAAAAAAGUUUUCUUAUCCGUUCAUUGUUUAGUCAAUGUUCCUUGCAUAUGAAACUGUGUUAUUGUCUUUGUACAUAUGGAGAGCAGCGCAAUAAAAAACGGACCAAUAACGAUA
Molecule: messenger RNA, 5633 nt
Organism: Gadus morhua (Atlantic cod)
Lineage: Eukaryota; Metazoa; Chordata; Actinopteri; Gadiformes; Gadidae
Gene: wdr11
Product: WD repeat domain 11
Exons: 29
Coding region: 119-3889 (1256 amino acids)
Cellular component (GO): cytoplasm
Molecular function (GO): protein binding
Source: RefSeq, a predicted model, not a curated record